This is a messenger RNA of Sciurus carolinensis (gray squirrel), 933 nucleotides long. RefSeq lists its product as uncharacterized. The record is from RefSeq and is a predicted model, not a curated record. The transcript has 3 exons. Bases 1 to 933 code for a protein of 310 amino acids. Lineage: Eukaryota; Metazoa; Chordata; Mammalia; Rodentia; Sciuridae.
AUGGCCACACGCCCUCCUGGGACAGCCCAGGACCUAAUGUGGCUCAGUCCAGAGCAGAGGGUCACACCUGGCCGUCCAGAAGCAACCUUCAGUUUGAGCCUCCAGGUGGCCCAUCUCGUCUGGGUGGCUGGGAUCACCCUGCCCUCCAGGACCGGCAGCGGGGCUCCCGCCCGAGGCAGUGGGAGGAGGACAGCAAGGCCGGAGAAGACCACAGGAGGGGCAGGGGCUGCCCGGGUCACACCGGGCAGGGCAGAGGCGGCAGCAGACGGAGGUGGCCAGAGUCAUUCUGGGUCACAGGGGCCAGGGCCACCCUGGCAGAGGCCUUUCCCCACGGCUUGUCACAGCCCACGUCUCAGUGGUGCCCGUGGGCCAGGAGGAGCCGCGCAGCCCUGCGGGCUCAGCUACCUCUUGGACCGUUUCCCUGACCCUCACUUUACAGAGGCAGCAGAAUGGCGGGGUUCUCCUGGAGUGUGUGCCAUUGGUGCCAGGAAGACCAGGCCAAGAGUCCAGGAGAGCCGCAGGAGACCCGCAGGUCUUCAGGUGAGCCAGAUGUGGGGCUGCACGGUGGCAGCUCAGGACAUCAGGGACAGCGCCAGCUCCUGUGCGUCCUCGGGAGGACUUCAGCCGCACAGGCUCCGUGCCACCCUGCAGCUGCGAUGGCCUGGUCAGCAGCCCGACCAGAUGGAGUCCAGGGCAGCUUGCCACACGACUGGGGGUGGCAGCAGAUCUAGCCAGGUGGACCAGCACCCUGCAUCCGGGGCCGCCCCGCUGAGCCCCAGCCAGCCUGCUCGUACCCUCCUGCGUGGAGCGGGGUCCAGCUCAGGCAGGAGCUGCCCUCCCUCCCCCGGGAAGCAUCCUUUCUACUUUUUCUCAUUCUCCACCCCUCAUGCCACUUGCUCUGCCAUUUUAAGUAGUUGUUUCAAUAAAAAGUGA